AUGGCCUCCAAAGAUGAUGUCGUCUUAAACGCUACCCACCACCAUCCUUCCCCAUCUCUUCACAAGGUCACACCGUCGGGGGUACAAGCGACGUUAAAAACACCACGACUCCCGCUCAUCGCCAGCGGUCGUGAGCUCGCCAACUCGGCUUCGGCUCCCGUUUCCGGCAACGGUCGUGAGCUCGCCACUCGACUUCGACUCGGCCGGCAACUUGACUUCGGCUCCCGUUUAUCGCCAGCGGUCGUGAGCUCGCCACUCGACUUCGACUCGGCCGGCAACUCGACUUCGGCUCCCGUUUCUUUCGCCAGCGGUCGUGAGCUCGACAAUUCCGCCUACGGCUCCCGCUUACCGGCAGCGGUCCGCUUCGGCGUGCACCGUAUCAAGGUCCCCAUCGGCUCCCGUUUCUCGGCAACGGUCGUGAGCUCGCCAAUUCCGCCUACGGCUCCCGCUUACCGACAGCGGUCGCAGCGCUUCGGCGUGCACCCCAUCAAGAUCGGUUCGUUCCGCCUACGGUCGUCGCCAAUUCCACCUACGGUCGUCGCCAAUUCCGCCUACGGUCGUCGCCAAUUCCACCUACGGUCGUCGCCAAUUCCACCUACGGUCGUCGCCAAUUCCGCCUACGGUCGCCAAUUUCGCCUACGGUCGUCGCCAAUUCCACCUACGGUCGUCGCCAAUUCCGCCUACGCUCGCCUUUCGCCUUCGGAGACAGGAGAACUACAUCGAACCCUGAUUCCCCCAGCCGGGAUAUGUAGGCAGCGGCUCCGGCCGUGCGGGUGUCACUUCACGUCGCCAAUUCCACCUACGGUCGUCGCCACUUCCGCCUACGGUCGCCAAUUCCGCCUACGGUCCGCCAAUUUCGCCUACGGUCGUCGCCACUUCCGCCUACAGUCGCCAAUUCCGCCUACGGUCCGCCAAUUCCGCCUACGGUCGUCGCCACUUCCGCCUACGGUCGCCAAUUCCGCCUACGGUCGUCGCCACUUCCGCCUACGGUCGCCAAUUCCGCCUACGGCAGCGGCUUCGGCCGUUCGGGUGUCACUUCACUUCGCCAAUUUCGCCUACGGUCCGCCAAUUCCGCCUAUCGUCGCCAUUCCCCCUACGGUCGCCUUUCGCCUUCGGAGACAGGAGAACUACAUCGACCCCUGAUUCCCCCAGCCGGGAUAUGUAGGCAGCGGCGCCUUCGGCCGUGCGGGUGUCACUUCACAGGUAAAUAUUUCUUUGUGGUCUCGUGUUUCUUCACUCUUUACUUGUACAAUAUAAUAUUCAAUAAACUAUCUCAACC
Molecule: messenger RNA, 1279 nt
Organism: Fimicolochytrium jonesii
Lineage: Eukaryota; Fungi; Chytridiomycota; Chytridiomycetes; Spizellomycetales; Powellomycetaceae
Exons: 5
Coding region: 1-1143 (380 amino acids)
Source: RefSeq, a predicted model, not a curated record